AUGAAUGAUUCAUUCAUUCUAAUUGGUACUAUUUUAAUAUCAUAUAUUAUUUUUAAAAUCAACUUAUUUAAAUACUUGCCAUUAUUACCAAUUAUUUUAAUUUUUGGUUAUGUCGUUUUUAAAAGAGACCAAGGACUUCAAAGUGAUGUUGAAAUUUUUUUUAAAGAUUUUAAAAUAGUUGGACAUCGAGGAUCUAAUGAGAAUGCCCCUGAAAAUACUAUUGCUGCUUUUCUUGAAGCUUAUGAUGUUGGAGCUGAUGGUAUUGAAUUUGAUGUUACAUUAAGUAACGACAAAAUUCCUAUUGUUAUACAUGAUGAUACUUUAGAUAGAACUUGUAAUGCUACAGGUCUUGUUGAAAAUUUUAAUAUAACAUACUUAAGAAGUCUUGAUUGUGGAAUUGUAAAAAAAAAUUCUUCAAUUAGAAGUCAUAUACAUAGAAUACCUUUAUUAGAAGAAGUGGUAAAAUUUUCAAAAAAAAGAAGUAUGAAAAUGAUAUUUGAUAUUAAAGAUUAUUCUGAUGAUAUGAUCCAUCAUUUAUCAAAUAUAUUUGAAAGAGAAAAUAUAUAUCAAUUAGGAAUGGUAUCAUCAUUUUUUCCCCAAGUAAUUUAUAAAUUAAAAGGAAUAAAUCCCAGAAUAAUAACAGGUUAUACAUGGGGUGCUGGUGAUUUUUCAACAACAAAAUACUAUGGUAAUUUCACUUUUAUUGAUAGAACAUUAGAUUAUCUAAAUGUGAUUGGAGUACACUCAUUUCUUGGUAAAUUCCUCGGCGCAAAUAUUUUACUAACAAAGAUAGAUGAUAUUACACCAUAUUUUGUUAAGCAACAAAAUUUUCUUGGUCUUCGUAUUGGUGCCUGGACAGUAAAUACUCCAAAAACAAUUAGGUGGAUGAAAGAUAAUUUUAAUGUGACCGUGUUGUCUGAUUUUCCCUCAAUUUAUAAUAAAGAUGAUUAA
This is a messenger RNA of Strongyloides ratti, 951 nucleotides long. Its product is annotated as Glycerophosphodiester phosphodiesterase 1. The coding region runs from base 1 to 951 and encodes 316 amino acids. The record is from RefSeq and is a predicted model, not a curated record. Gene Ontology annotation, biological process: lipid metabolic process. Lineage: Eukaryota; Metazoa; Nematoda; Chromadorea; Rhabditida; Strongyloididae. Gene Ontology annotation, molecular function: phosphoric diester hydrolase activity. The transcript has 2 exons.